Messenger RNA from Drosophila serrata, 2324 nucleotides. It is a transcript of the gene exex, whose product is annotated as motor neuron and pancreas homeobox extra-extra. Gene Ontology annotation, cellular component: nucleus. Gene Ontology annotation, molecular function: DNA-binding transcription factor activity, RNA polymerase II-specific; sequence-specific double-stranded DNA binding. Lineage: Eukaryota; Metazoa; Arthropoda; Insecta; Diptera; Drosophilidae. Gene Ontology annotation, biological process: neuron projection morphogenesis; regulation of DNA-templated transcription; central nervous system development. The record is from RefSeq and is a predicted model, not a curated record.
UUCGCUUCGAACAAAGAUAAAACCAGCGACGUGCGAUCGCGAACCGUUUACGCAGCGUGUUUGAAAAGUGUAUUAUUAAAGGGGAUUUAAAAAAUUACAAAUAAUAAAUAUACCCAGCGCGAAAACUAGACUUUCUGGUGACUCCCAGUGAAGCAUGUCCAGUGCCCAAGUGUCGCAGCAGCCGCCACCGCCGCCGCUGACCACCACCGUCGUUGCCAGUGGGAACUCCUCGAUGCCGUCGCAACUCCUGCUUAGCCACAUCCACCAGCACCAGCAUCAGCACCACAGCAGUAGCAAUAGCAGCAGCCAUCAUCUGCAUCGCCAGCGUUCCCCGCCAGCUGCCCAGGACUACGACCAGAGCAGCAGUCACUCCACACUCUCACCCAGAUCCCAGUCCCACGAUCCCAGUCCCAGUCCGCCGGCAGCAAGUCCCAGCCACUCCACGGCCACUACAGGCUCGCUCAGCGCCUAUGCACCGGGAUUGAGUCCCAGUGGUGGUGUCCAGGACAGCUCUCCAGCGGAUAAUAGUCAGAGUCAUCAAAUCGCCCAAGGCAUGCCUCUCCUGGUUGCUCCCUUGCCAGUGGGUACAGCUCCACAGCCACCGCCGCCGCCACAUGCUCGUCUCUACGUCGAGGGAUUCCCGCCACCACCGCCACAUCAUGUGCCACAUCCGCAUCCCGCACUGGGUGCCUAUCCCCUGCCACGUCUUCCCCUCACUGCGGUCAUGAUGCCGGGAAAUGUGCCACCAACAGCAGCGCCAGGAGCAGCUCCUCCACAGCUCUCGCCACAGCCGCCUGGCAAUCAUCUGGGUCACAGUGGAGCCACCAUGGGAACCACUCUCCUGCCACCUGCCCAAAGUCAGCCCAAGAAGUCCUUCUGCAUCGACGCUUUGCUUGCCAAGAGCCAGCAUCAGGCGGGUGAGCCGCAACCCAUCAAUGUGGAUGGUCAUCUGGCCGCCAUCCAUUAUGCCCGGCAUCAGGCGGAGCUGAACCACGACUUUGUGGCUGCCUCCAAUGCGGCAGCGGCGGCUCAUGUGGUUGCCGCAGCCGCCGGCGGAAUCAGCGAACAGGAGGCACUGCAGCGCAUCCGAGAGUCUCGGGAGUACGAUUCACCCAGUCCCGACGGCAUGUCAAGAUCCGAAUCGCCGAGCUCUUCGCAUCGUUCCAGCCCGCCCAUCAGUCCGGGAUGUGAGGAUCAGCAGCCCCAGGGCGGUGGCCUCCAUCCACAUCACCUGUCCAUGCGCAUGUCCGAUCUCCACGAUGAGUUCAAGAAGCCGGUGCCACCGCAUAGUCCCAUCCGGCCGCAGGACUUCCCACUCUAUGCGGGAGGACAUCCCUACCAGCUGCUGGCACAGGGCGGUUCCGCCUUCCACAGACCUCUGGACCCAUCAGGAAAGCCUAUACCGAUCCCCAUGGGUCACAAUUUUAUGCCCUCGCAGCUGCAAUUUGAGUUCCUGGCCCGCGCUGGAAUGCUCCACCAUCGCAUCCCCGAACUGGCAGCGUAUCCGCAUCAUGCCAUUCUGGGGAAGACCCGGAGACCACGUACCGCCUUCACCUCCCAGCAGCUGCUCGAGCUGGAGAAGCAGUUCAAGCAGAACAAGUAUCUCAGCCGUCCCAAACGCUUCGAGGUGGCCAGCGGACUGAUGCUCUCGGAGACGCAGGUGAAGAUCUGGUUCCAGAACCGCCGGAUGAAGUGGAAGCGGUCCAAGAAGGCCCAGCAGGAGGCCAAGGAGCGGGCCAAAGCCCAGCAGCAGCAGCAAUCGCAGUCGCAGGCACAGCAGUCGCAGCCGAGUGCCGCCAGUUAGGAGGAGUAGCAUUAAGGAGGAGAUGGUGACCUGGAGGAGGCUCCAAUCUAGUCAUGCCGCGAUCAAACCGCCGUCCCACCCAUUACCCUAACUAACAAACACUUGGAACGCGCGCGACACCCUGUUUUUCGUUUGCGCAAUCCGUUGAAAUCUGUUUUCAUUUCGGUUCCGAUUGCCAUUUAUUAUUAUUUUUAUUUUGUGCCAACACAAAGCGGGGCACUGUGUGAUAUAUGUAAACAAGAAAUAUAAAUUAAAUUCAUUAGCCUCCCCAGCCCCACACCUACUACAAGCCCCUGUAUGUACAUAAACAUAAAUCUAAAUAGGAACAUAACAAUAAGUAACAAAGUAAUCAUAAAUCUUAACUACUUGAAUAAUGCUUAAGUAAAUAAAUUACAUUAAAUGCGGUUAAGUUUAGUUGGGCAACUUGUAAUUUGCUUGUGUAAUUUGUGUAAAUAACUGUAAUUACGUAAUUGUAGUAUUUAAAAUUAACAAAAACCACACACACACACAGCAAUGGUGG